Molecule: messenger RNA, 1719 nt
Organism: Colletotrichum higginsianum IMI 349063
Lineage: Eukaryota; Fungi; Ascomycota; Sordariomycetes; Glomerellales; Glomerellaceae
Product: phosphotransferase enzyme family protein
Exons: 1
Coding region: 1-1719 (572 amino acids)
Biological process (GO): protein phosphorylation
Molecular function (GO): ATP binding; protein kinase activity
Source: RefSeq, a predicted model, not a curated record
AUGGAGCUAGGUUCCGACAUAAUACACGACAUCGUUCAUCCCACGGCUGCCUUUUCUCAAUUCAUUCGCUUUCGUGCGGACCACCACGAUGCUGGCGACUCAUAUCGCCUUCUCCCGGUGGACUGGGAGGCUUCCCAGCUGAAUCCCAAGAACCGUGUUGACAGUCUCGAUCCUCUGCCCAAUCCUCUUUGGCGUAUCGAUGGCUGCACCGGGCUGGGGACUCAGUUCUACGUUCUCCCGCUGUUUCUUCGCUGCGUGCCACCCAUGCGCAUCGAUGCCUUUAUUCCAGAGCAGUCAAGUCAGCCGUAUGACAUCCGACAACUGCUCGAUUUGGAUGUGGCCUUUCAUACCAAGGAUCGAGCUCGAGUCCAAGAGCUCAACAUAUCAAAGCACAUUCUCCGCGCUCUACAGCUCUGGACAAAAAGUCUACCAGAGCCCGAAGCACUCUUCACCUCUAUGCCAUUCGGAUCUCGCAUCGUCUUCAAAUCUCUGUCUCUGAAUGUCAGAGCUAUGAAAAUCGACGUCGCACCAACACACUACCUGGAACGACAACUGCUCUCGUCCUCUGCCUUGGCCCAGAUGUGGGGUGCUACAGUUCAGCUUCCAGAACACGUCGACAUCUCCGAGGUCCACGUCGUCGAACAGAUUCACGACAGUGUCUGCCUUGUCCGGAUCCAAGGCCGCCUGUGGAUUCUGAAGACUUUGACGAGUUACACAAAGUAUUUAUAUCACGAGCUCAAGCUCUUGUUGUCAGCGAAGCCACAUCCAAACGUCAUGUCACGUCCGGCCCACCUCGUCACGAAGCGAUGCAGUUUUGGCAGCAAGACAGCUGUCAUUGGUUUCACACUCGAGUAUCACUGCUAUGGUACCAUGCGAGAUAUUGUGCCGCUACAAAGAAUCCACAAUACGCUUUCCCCCGCCGAACAGCUCAAAUGGGCCAUGCAAAUCACUUCAGGUGUGUUACACCACCGUAAUACCUCUGGCACAUUUUAUCCCGACCUUCGUCUGGACAAUGUUGUUUUGUCAAAGGAUAGAGAUGCCAUCAUAGUCGAUUUCGAGCAGCGGGGCGUGUGGUGUGAGUUUGCGUCCCCAGAAAUCAACGCCAUCGAGUACAUCCGCCUGUUAGCCAUUGACGAGGACAUCCCCGAAGACGUAAGGGAUCACUACGCCGAGAUACUGAGGCGUAUGUGCCCCGAUUUCGAGACUCUUCACAGCAGAGAAGAAUACACGAAUCCCGCCAACGGCUACAACAUCUGCUGGGCAUGCCUCAGUCCGAAAGAACAGGAAGCAUCUGAGGUAUACAUGCUUGGAAGGGUGUUGUGGUGCAUCUUCGAGGGGGCUAGCGCUCCGCAGCAAGCUGCUGUCUGGCAGUCUUACCGAUGGGAGGCCGAAGUCGACUUUCCUGCCUAUCUGAGGACGCCGCCGAAAAUACAGUCUCUUAUCGACCGCUGUACCAUUGGCCGUCGAGCCACGUUGGGUAAUCAAAUCGGCAGGGAUGGCAAUAGGCUUGUGUUUAAGGGUUACGGGAAGAUGGCUGAUCCGGGAGACAUCCGUACAGCAGCCGCAACAUGGUGGAAGAGAGAGGUAGCAUGGGCCGAAGCGUUUCUGACUACAAGAGAGGGUUCCAAGUCAGUAGGGGGAUGGGAUGAAAAUCACUUUGGCAGGCCAAGUCUCCAAGAGGUAAUGAAUGAACUGGACAAGCUGUGUGCCCAGUUUUAA